This is a messenger RNA of Dunckerocampus dactyliophorus (ringed pipefish), 2553 nucleotides long. RefSeq names its product CUE domain containing 1b (gene cuedc1b). Lineage: Eukaryota; Metazoa; Chordata; Actinopteri; Syngnathiformes; Syngnathidae. The coding region runs from base 356 to 1744 and encodes 462 amino acids. Gene Ontology annotation, molecular function: ubiquitin binding. The record is from RefSeq and is a predicted model, not a curated record. The transcript has 12 exons.
GAACGCUCAACAGGCUAAAGGGACACAUCCGGUUGCUAGCUGAGCUAGCUUGGUGCUAACAGCGAGAAGGGACAGUUAUACUUCAUGAAACUGUCCACGAUGUCUGGUCUAUAGUGACUCAUCUCCACUGUGGAUGUUUGUAUUUUUUCAGCCAGUGUGUCAGUCCUCUAAACUUCAACGCUGCCUGUAAUUUUCAACAACACUAAAGCGUAUGUAAUGAGCCAGAAAGGUCUGCCGUGGUUGUCUUAUAAAGUGGGAUAAGUUGGGUAGUUGAGGAAGGCUGGAAGAGCAGACGUAGUGUGGUGGGAACAACUCGUCGCGGCCAUCCUAGCUGUAGGUUGGCCAGAACUUGAAGAUGACCAGCCUGUUCAAGCGCAGCAGUAGUAAUGGAGGGUCCAGAAGUAGCGGUGGCAGUGAUGGACAGGGUGAGCUCAACAACAGCAGGCCCAACCGGCAGGUCCGCCGCCUGGAGUUCAACCAGGCAAUGGAGGACUUUAAGACCAUGUUUCCAUCAAUGGACUAUGAAGUCAUUGAGUGUGUGCUGCGUUCCAACAACGGAGCUGUGGAUGCCACUAUUGAUCAGCUUCUGCAGAUGAACAUUGAUGGACAACUUUCAAACGACAGCUCAGACUCUGAUGACAGCAUCCCGCCAGAGAUUCUGGAGAGGACUCUUGAACCUGACAGUUCAGAUGAGGAACCGCCUCCUAUCUACUCCCCACCCACAUAUGAUAUGCACAUUUAUGACAGAAAAUAUCCAGAACCCACACCAACGCCCCCACCAAGAUUUGAAGACCAGCCACAUUCAGGUCACAAGGAGGUCAGAAGUUUCCGAAACUGGAACCCUCCUUUGCUUGGGAAUCUCCCAGAUGACUUCCUGAGGAUCCUGCCACAGCAAUUGGAAAGUAUAAAGCAGAGUACUCAAGGCCAUCUGUCUCAACCUGGUUCGUCAUCUUCAGUCUCUUCAAUGAACCACUGGACAGCCCGGUCAACUUUUCAGUCCGGAGCUGCUAGUACCACUGGUGGUCCAGGUGCUACAGAGCAAGACAAGAAAUUAAAGCAGUAUCUGGAAGACGAGCGCAUUGCCCUUUUCCUACAGAACGAGGAGUUCAUGAGAGAGUUGCAGCGAAAUAGGGACUUCCUUGUUGCCUUAGAGAGAGAUCGCUUGAAGUAUGAAUCAAAAAAGACUAAGCUCGGAUCAUCGAGCUUGGAAAAUUGCACAGGAGAAGUUUUAUCUGCAUCUUCAUGGGAGGCUGUGUCAGAUGAUGCACUCUUCAGAGACAAACUCAAACAUAUGGGCAAAUCCACAAGAAAGAAGCUGUUUGAAAUUGCCAAAACCUUCUCAGAAAAGACAAAAAGAAGAAAGUCGAAAAGGAGAGCACUUCUGAAGCACCAUUCAUUGGGGACUGCUAAUUCCACAGCCAAUCUCCUUGACAAUGUUGAAGGAAACUCCUGUGAAACCUGGCUGACGGAGGAUAUACCGGACUCGGCGAUCCAGUUGGAAUCAUUUGCUGCUUACCGGGGAGAUCGGACUUUAGCGUCUGGUAAACACAGAGGUGGCGGCGUCUGUGUUUACGUAAACAAACGGUGGUGCACAGACGUACAGACGAUGGAAAAGCACUGCUCGCAGGACAUUGAGCUGCUGAUGGUGAAAUGCAGACCUUUUUAUUUACCUCAGGAAGAAUGUCAAUCUAGAAGAGCAGUCACUCAGGGAGAGAAUGAGCAACGCAGCGAGCCAGACUCAUGAUUCUCCCAAGCACCAUGAUAUCAUGGUUACCUCUGUGACAGCGGAAUGAGCAUCGGUGAUGGCCUUGAAGUCUUCACCCAUAAACCAGCCAAUAGAAAGCUCUGCUUCCCUCCUUUCCAUCCCAAGGAGAGAAAAACUGACUCUUUGGGUGGACUUUCAAUACAUAUGUUAUUCAAUACACUAUUUCUGUAUUAUAAUUGUUGAUAUACCAUUUUAAGUGUAAAGGAACAAGUAUUAGUCCCUAAUUAUUUCUUCUUCUUUUUUUUUUUUAUAAACCGCUUCCUCAAAAUCUUUUUCAGGAGUGCACUAGCUAUAGCGAUGUACUUUUUUGUUACUUGUUCAGUCAUAAACGGUAGCAUUUUUGUGUGUUUGAGACUCUGCAUCCUCAGGUUGGGCAUUAGAAAUCCAAAACAUGGAAAGUGCCCAUUUCUGUACACUAUCAACUAGGGGUUUUCAAAGUGAAAGGUUAUCCUCCCUUUAGGUUUGCAGCUUUAGAAAAAUCAAGACAUAUAUUUUUAAACCUGCUAAGCUAAUGGAUAGCGUUUUGUUUUUUGUUCUUACUGUGAGAAGAUCAAGCAAAUGAUCAAAUGUUUUUUUUUUUUCAGGAUUGCCUUUAAUUGUUAAAAGUACCACAUUGUGUUGAAAAUUCCUGUAGUAAGCCAUGUGAGGAUUUUGGCUUUGUUUUUGUCCCCAUAUUGUGUUUCCUGUUUCAAGAUCUGUGGAUGCAGAACUUUAUUUUUCAUGUAUCAGAAUAUUGUGGCCAUCGAAGCUGAAGCCAACCAGAAGUAAACGCUAAACCUUGCCAACAA